Molecule: messenger RNA, 2250 nt
Organism: Polypterus senegalus (gray bichir)
Lineage: Eukaryota; Metazoa; Chordata; Cladistia; Polypteriformes; Polypteridae
Product: B-cell receptor CD22-like
Exons: 10
Coding region: 1-1719 (572 amino acids)
Source: RefSeq, a predicted model, not a curated record
AUGGGGGUGCUGGACCCUCCACCAGCUAGCACAGGGCGCAAGGCAGGAACCAACCCCCUGGCCCACCAGUCCAUCGCGGGACAGAGUGAGAUAUGGAGCAUGGGAAUCGCAGUGGGAUCAGGCGCACCCACCACAGCCAAAUCAGGUAGGACUGGGGGAGCGUCAAGCUGGUGGACCUCAACGGGCGAAGCCCCUGACACUGUGAACCGCCGCUCCGACGAUGAGCCCUCCAAGCCCCCCGUUUCUCAUUUUUUGUCUUUUGAAAGGUACUCCUACAACUCCAACGGCCCCAAGAAGUUUGUUGCCGUCUGGUAUCAGUAUCAGAGCUCGGGCUACCCAUUGGUUUAUGACGGGUAUAAUCCUGGCAAUGUGAUUGACAAAUUCCGAGGUCGGACAUACCUCGUUGGGAAUGUCAGAAAUGGGAACUGCAGUCUGAAAAUCAAUGACGUCACCAGGAAUCUCAACGGAGAAAAGAUUUACACCUGGAUUGAUCCGGAUAACAUCGGCUCCGGCACUUAUAAGUUUUAUGAGCGCACCGUUCAGCUGAAUGUGAUUGAGUAUGCAUCUCCCCCCGACGUAUCCGUUGAAGGUGAAAGAGAAGGAGACAUGGUGGCUCUCAAGUGCUCCACUGUGCACACGUGUCCCCCGUCUCCUCCCGCGUUCACCUGGUCCUACCUGGGUGGCACCAACAUGGUGGAGCACACUGAAAUCGGGGAGGGCAAAUGGAAAUCGACUGCCUGGCUCCAGUUUAAUGCUUCAGACGUGGACCACGAGAGGAAGGUGACCUGCACGGUCAAACACCCGGGAGGAAGAACGGUUGAACGGUCUACCACAUUGAGCAUCAAAUUUGCCCCCAAAAAAGUGACAGUUCAGCUACCAGCAUCCAUAGUGGAAGGCAGCAAAGCCACCCUGGGCUGCAAGAGUGACGGGAAUCCCAAACCGCAAACAUUCAAGUGGUACAAGAUUGAAGAAGAAAAUACCACAAGCCUGGAAAACGGGGAGCUCCUCACUAUAACACCUCACAGAAGAGGCGACGUCCGCUAUUACUGCGAGGCGAGCAACGGGAUUGGAGGAACAAAAUCAGAGGCAAUCAGCCUGGUGGUGCAGUAUCCCCCAGAAAUCAGCCUGGACUCCAAGUGCUUUAUCAAGGAAAACGUGAUCAGCUGCCAUUGUGAAGUCGACUCCCGGCCGGCAGCAUCCGUCACCUGGAACAACAAUGGAUCUGCAGACACACGUGGCUUUAAUGUCACCCAGACUACCAGCGACAGCGGUAAGGUGACGGGAAUACUGAGUGGGUCCCUGGUGGAACAGCUGAACAUCUCCUGCUUUGCCGAAAACCAGCAUGGGUCCUCGGAGCGCCACCUAGAGGUGGUCACAGUCACGGCAGAUAAACGUCAGCAGUGGAAGGAGAAAAACUUCAUUGUGGUCAUCGCUGUGGUGGCAACUGUGAUCGUCCUGUGCGUCAUGGUCACCGCGGCUGCCUGGAAGAUGUGUCGACACAAGAAGAAGCCGGAGUUUGACAAGAUGGUGACAUUUCAGGACAUGAACCUUGAAAGAGAGAAGCAAAGCGACGAGGAAGUCUACGCCAACACCCCUGCCGGCAACGAGUACAGCUACCAACCCAGUGAAACCAUCUAUGGCAACAGCCCUGCCUGCAGCAGCCCCCCACAGGUGAAUGAUGCAGAUGAUUACUCAGAGCAAGUGUAUGAAAAUUAUUAAUGUUUAUUGUAAAAAAAAAAAAAUGGAAAAGGAAUUUGUUUAAAAAGUAUAUUUUGUGCAAUAUAUAUUUUAUAUGAGGAAAUAUACCACUGUAUGACUGGAUUGUGUAGAAGUGUGUUGACGCUUUUAUUCUUUAACAGUUGGUUUCUUUUGUUUUAAAAAUGCAUAGCCAUUUAAGGGAUCUUGGUGUGUGUGUGUGUUAAAAUGCAAAUAUUUGGUUGGAUUAAUUCUGUAUUUUUUUCUCUCUUUUUUUAUUAUGCUUUAUACAUUUUUGUUUUUUGCUUACUUUAAAGGUUUAUAAACUUGAGUAGGGCAAAACGUCAAGAAAUUCACAGGUUUGGAUGUCCGUUCCUGAAGGUCCUUGAACCCGUGUCACCGCUGACGGUUUUGAUUCUCCUCCCAGCUUAGUGGCCCAGUAGGUGUUGAGCAUGGGUUUGUGUGUGAGUGUGCACUGUGGUGGACUGGCACGUGUGCCCAUAAAGGGCUUAUUGCUGUUUUGCACCCCCUGUUGCUAGGAUAGGCCCCCGCACC